Messenger RNA from Microthlaspi erraticum, 2619 nucleotides. Lineage: Eukaryota; Viridiplantae; Streptophyta; Magnoliopsida; Brassicales; Brassicaceae. The record is from the annotation of a GenBank genome assembly.
AUGGGGCACAUGCAGAGGAUUGGUACGCCGUACUUUGAGGGCGGAGUUAGCCAGAGGCGGCAUAUGAGUGGCGUCAGAGAUUGGAGCGGAAUUUCCAGUCUAUCAGAUUUUGGUUUAGUACCAGUUUUGGAGGUUCUCAACGCAAUUGAAUGUGUAGGGACCUUGUUAGUGGGCGGUUUUGAGUCCCACGUUUUAUUCGACUCUGGAGCAUCGAAUUGCUUCAUUACACCGGAGCGUGCCGAGAAGAGUGGCAUCCGGAGUAGCGCGGGCGAGAGCGCGGGCAUGGUCAAGGUGGCGGGAGGUGGAUUCUUGUCUACUUUGGGCCGUGCUAGAGGAGUCGAGAUCGAGAUUGCGGGGCAGUCAAUGCCAGCAGACUUAGUCAUCAGUCCGGUGGAGCUGUAUGACGUUAUUCUCGGGAUGGACUGGUUGUCACACUACAGAGUUCAUCUGGAUUGCUACAGAGGUAGAGUGGUCUUCGAGCGAGAUGCAGGGAGGUUGGUUUAUCAGGGAGUGAGACCGACUUCCGGGAGUAUUGUGAUAUCUGCUAUUCAGGCCGAGCAGUUGUUAGAGCGGGGCUGUGAGGCGUAUCUGGCGACGAUUUCUAUGUCUGAGUCAGGAGCUGGAGUUGUUAUGGGAGAUAUUGAGGUUGUCCAGGAUUUUGAGGAUGUCUUUCAGUCACUGAAGGGAUUACCACCAUCUCGGUCUGAUCCUUUCACGAUUGAGUUAGAGCCGGGGACAGCACCGAUAUCGAAGACGCCUUACAGGAUGGCGCCAGCUGAGUUGGCAGAGCUGAAGAAGCAGAUAGAGGACCUUUUGUCUAAGGGGUUCAUUCGACCAAGUGUUUCACCGUGGGGAGCACCGGUGUUGUUUGUGAAGAAGAAGGAUGGGAGUUUCAGACUUUGUAUCGAUUACAGAGGUCUUAACCGAGUCACUGUGAAGAACAGGUACCCACUCCCGAGGAUUGAUGAGUUGUUGGAUCAGUUGAGGGGUGCUACUUGGUUCUCCAAGAUUGACUUGGCAUCGGGGUAUCAUCAGAUCCCGAUAGAUGAGGCAGAUGUCAGGAAGACUGCUUUCAGGACGCGUUAUGGGCAUUUUGAGUUUGUGGUUAUGCCUUUCGGUUUGACUAACGCGCCGGCAGCCUUCAUGAGAUUGAUGAACGACGUGUUCAGGGAGUAUUUGGAUGUGUUUGUCAUCAUUUUCAUUGAUGAUAUUCUGGUAUACUCGAGGAGUCAGGAGGAGCAUGCGACUCACUUGAGGUUGGUUCUGGAGAAGCUUCGGGAGCAGAAGCUUUUUGCUAAGUUGAGCAAGUGCAGUUUCUGGCAGCGAGAGAUGGGAUUUCUUGGCCACAUUGUUUCUGCAGAGGGAGUUUCUGUGGAUCCGGCUAAGAUUGAGGCUAUCAGAGAUUGGCCUAGACCUAGUAGUGCCACCGAGAUCAGGAGUUUUCUGGGUUUGGCAGGAUACUACAGGAGGUUCGUCAAGGGGUUUGCUACCAUGGCGCAGCCGAUGACGAAGUUGACCGGGAAGGAUGUCCCUUUUAUUUGGUCAGCUGAGUGUGAGGAGAGCUUUAGUCAGCUCAAGGAGAUGUUGACUACUACACCAGUGUUGGCGUUACCCGAGCCAGGGAAGCCUUACAUGGUGUAUACAGAUGCUUCAGGCAUUGGUCUUGGUUGUGUGCUGAUGCAGGAGGGCAGAGUGAUAGCAUAUGCUUCGAGACAGUGGCAGGGCAGUGAGCGUAACCGUCCUACACAUGACUUAGAGUUGGGAGCAGUGAUCUUCGCGUUGAAGAUUUGGAGGUCUUACUUGCUAGGUGAGACAGUACAGGUCUUCACGGAUCACAAGAGUUUGCAGCAUAUCUUCACUCAGCCGAUGAUGAACGCGAGACAGACGCGCUGGGUUGAGUUCUUGGCGGAUUAUCAGGUGAGCAUUAACUACCAUCCGGGCAAGGCUAACCUAGUGGCGGACGCGUUGAGUAGACGGAGGUAUGAUUCCGCAGUUGAGCGAGAUGUGGAGUCUCUAGUUGGCGAGAUCAGUACCUUGCGUUUGUGUGCCAUUUCGCAGGAGCCUUUGGGUUUAGAGGCAGUGGAUCAGGCGGAUCUACUUAGCAGGAUCAGAGUUGCUCAGCAGAGUGAUCAGAGUUUGCUGGAUGCGACGAGAGUGACUGGUUCUGAGUAUGAGGUCUCUGCGAAUGGGACUAUCUUGGUUCGUGGGCGAGUUUGUGUGCCUAAGGAUGUGGAGUUGAGACAUCAGAUUUUGGGAGAGGCUCACGCGAGCAAGUUUUCCAUUCAUCCGGGAGCGACCAAGAUGUACCAUGACCUCAAGAGGUACUAUCAUUGGGUCGGGAUGAAGAGGGAUGUAGCAGACUGGGUUGCGAAGUGCAACACUUGUGCCUUGGUGAAGGCAGAGCAUCAGGUUCCGGGUGGUCUUUUGCAGAGUUUACCCAUUCCAGAGUGGAAGUGGGACAGGAUUACGAUGGAUUUCGUGGUUGGACUACCUGUUUCGAGGACUUUCGAUGCUAUCUGGGUGAUUGUGGAUCGGUUGACUAAGUCGCACAUUUCUUGGCCAUCAAGAAGACAGAUGGAGCUGCUGUCUUGGCUAGGAAGUUUGUGCGAGAGAUUGUGA